Messenger RNA from Cladophialophora yegresii CBS 114405, 336 nucleotides. RefSeq lists its product as uncharacterized. Gene Ontology annotation, molecular function: calcium ion binding. Lineage: Eukaryota; Fungi; Ascomycota; Eurotiomycetes; Chaetothyriales; Herpotrichiellaceae. The transcript has a single exon. The coding region runs from base 1 to 336 and encodes 111 amino acids. The record is from RefSeq and is a predicted model, not a curated record.
AUGGUCGACUCACAUGACCGCCAGCCAUUUGCAACCAUCACUCAUAUGCCCCGACCGACGUCACCGGCCUCGUUAGCCCACCCAGGCUACAGCCCCGAUGAUUUUGCGCAGUUGGAGCACACAUUCGAUCGAGUCUGCGCGGGAAGGAUACACAAGGGCAGACGUGCUUUUGAUCUAGACCAGUACUUUGGGUUCUUCAACGUCACUGAUGCCCAGAAAGGCGGCGACUACGCCAACAGCGUGGAAGCGAAGUUCCGAGCGCAUGAUAUCGAUGGCGACGGAUUGUUGACCCUUGACGAGAUCCAGUUGGUCUGUGAUGCAGAUGGGUGUGACUGA